Messenger RNA from Psammomys obesus (fat sand rat), 1481 nucleotides. RefSeq names its product TIMELESS interacting protein (gene Tipin). The record is from RefSeq and is a predicted model, not a curated record. The transcript has 8 exons. Lineage: Eukaryota; Metazoa; Chordata; Mammalia; Rodentia; Muridae. Bases 422 to 1285 code for a protein of 287 amino acids. Gene Ontology annotation, cellular component: nucleus; replication fork protection complex. Gene Ontology annotation, molecular function: DNA binding. Gene Ontology annotation, biological process: replication fork arrest; DNA replication checkpoint signaling; DNA damage response.
AAGGAGCGCCCGUGCUCCACGUCCAGCACGGGGCGCGGGAACUGGGGUCGCAAGAGCCAGGCUGACGUGGGGCUGAGAAGGACCGGGGGUGCGGGAGGGAGGCGCCCGAGGGUGAAGAUGGCGGACCUGCACCCGAGGCAGCGGCGCACAGACCUUGGCGCCAGCGUCGGGGCAGAAUGGGAGGGAUGAAGCUGCCUGGAGGGGAGCUGUGGGGGCUUAGAGCUGGCAGCCAGGCUGGGGCCUGAGUUAGGAUGCUGGGGAAAAGUUGUACGUUGGAAACGGGUCUGGGAAGGAAUUGUGGAUCGGAUGUUGAUUUUGUUACCCACGCUUCUCCAGGAGGAGGACCAGGAGAGGAAAUAGAGACAUACUCAUCAGUGUCUAAAAUGCUGUGAGAAUUGUCAGGGAAAGUAGCGAGGAAAAGAUGUUAGAGCAAGAAGAAAAUGGUUUCUUUGACAUGCCAGAUUAUGAACAUACAGAAGAUGAAACUUUUCCUCCCUUCCCACCUCCAGCCUCUCCAGAGAGAGAUCGUGCAGAAGCUGAACCUGAUGAAGAAUCAGGGAGUGGAGCACCUGUUCCUGUGCCGCCAAAGAGAACAGUUAAAAGGAAUCUACCCAAGUUAGAUGCCACUAGAUUAACUUCUGAGAGAGGGCUUCCAGCCUUAAGGCAUGUAUUUGAUAAGGUAAAAUUCAAGGGGAAAGGCCAUGAGGCUGAAGACUUGAAAACGCUAAUCAGACACAUGGAGCACUGGGCACAUAGGCUAUUCCCCAAACUGCAGUUUGAAGAUUUUAUUGACAGAGUUGAAAACCUAGGAAAUAAAAAGGAGGUUCAGACCUGUUUAAAACGAAUUCGACUUGAUCUCCCUAUUGUACAUGAAGAUUUUGUUAACAAUAAUGAUGAAGUUGAGGAAACUAACAACCUCGAUGCAACUAUUGCUGGAUUUGAUCCCUUUGUGACAAGUUCAUCUGACAGCAAGAAUUUGGCUUCUGAAUCAAGUAGAAGCCUAACAGAAGAGCAGCAACAGAGAAUUGAGAGAAAUAAACAGCUGGCCUUGGAAAGAAGGCAGGCAAAGCUACUGAGUAAUAGCCAGUCCCUAGAAAAUGACGUGUUAAUGAGUACAUCCUGGGCACAGACAGUUGAGAGCAGUAUUGGUGAGGAUCAAGAGGAGUCAAAUGGAUUAAACACAGACACUGCAAAUGGUCCACCUGAUGUUCCUUCUGCCAGUACAAAUGAAGAGGAACAGUUCAAAGCAGAGGAAACACAGCUGGACCAUAGUAACUCCGACUAAUCCAGAAAUGUUACAAGUAGCCAGCCCUCCACAACAGACUCCUGCAAAUUUGGAGUCAUUUGUAAUUUUUUUUCUACUUUGUGUCACAAGACUUCUGUGGAUUCCUCCUUAAAAUACAGUGACUUUAUAAUUGUGUUUCCUAUUUUAGUAAGUCUAUUCUUUUUGGUGUUGUGUAUAAAUCUGCCUUUUUAAGUUA